This is a messenger RNA of Lolium rigidum, 780 nucleotides long. Its product is annotated as nuclear transcription factor Y subunit B-3-like. Gene Ontology annotation, cellular component: CCAAT-binding factor complex; nucleus. Gene Ontology annotation, molecular function: DNA-binding transcription activator activity, RNA polymerase II-specific; RNA polymerase II cis-regulatory region sequence-specific DNA binding; protein heterodimerization activity. Lineage: Eukaryota; Viridiplantae; Streptophyta; Magnoliopsida; Poales; Poaceae. Gene Ontology annotation, biological process: regulation of transcription by RNA polymerase II. Bases 1 to 780 code for a protein of 259 amino acids. The record is from RefSeq and is a predicted model, not a curated record. The transcript has a single exon.
AUGGAUAUGGGUUUCCCCGGCACGGCGAACGGCGGCGCGGCGGUGACGGCCGGCAACGGCGGCGGGGCGGCUUCUGGGGCGCCAGCCGCGAUGAUACGCGAGCAGGACCGGCUGAUGCCGAUCGCGAACGUGAUCCGCAUCAUGCGGCGCGUGCUGCCGCCGCACGCCAAGAUCUCGGACGACGCCAAGGAGACGAUCCAGGAGUGCGUGUCCGAGUACAUCAGCUUCAUCACCGGGGAGGCCAACGAGCGGUGCCAGCGCGAGCAGCGCAAGACCAUCACCGCCGAGGACGUGCUCUGGGCCAUGAGCCGCCUCGGCUUCGACGACUACGUCGACCCGCUCAGCGUCUACCUCCACCGCUUCCGCGAGUUCGAGGGCGAGGCGCGCGGCGCCGGCGCCCUCGGCAUCGGCGCACGAGGCGAGCACCACCACGGCCACGGCGGUAUGCCGCCGAUGAUGCUCAAGUCCCGUGGGGGCGUGUCGUCCAUGGUGCCUCACCACGAUAUGCAGAUGCACGCCGGCGCGCCCAUGUACGGGGGCACCGUGCCGCCACCGACGCCGCACCAUCAUCCGUUCCUCAUGCCGCCGCACCACGGCCAGUACGCGCAGUACGAGAUGUAUGGCGGCGAGCAAGGGAUGGCCGCGUACUACGCAGGAAUGUACGCGCCCGGGAACGGGGGAAACGGCGACGGGAGUGGCAGCAGCGGCAACGGCAACGGUGGUGCAAGCACGCCGCCUGCUUCCAACUACGAGCACCAGCAGCCGUUCGGAUACAAGUAG